This is a messenger RNA of Colletotrichum paranaense, 273 nucleotides long. RefSeq lists its product as uncharacterized. Lineage: Eukaryota; Fungi; Ascomycota; Sordariomycetes; Glomerellales; Glomerellaceae. The coding region runs from base 1 to 273 and encodes 90 amino acids. The record is from RefSeq and is a predicted model, not a curated record. The transcript has 2 exons.
AUGAAACAACAUUAUCAACGUCGACAUCAAGACCAUCAUCACUGGUCAAAGAGUCUACAGUUCCAGGAGCAACUCGUUGCGAAUGGUAAAAAAGGCCGAUGUGGCUUUCGUAGGUUUUACCUAUCCGUCCCCAGAAUACCUUACACCCCAAGGCCUACCCUCCCUGUUGGACGAUUCGCGAGCCGCAACAACGACAGGAAGAUCGACAACCUUCUUGCGUCUAGCUCUGAACUCAUCAGUUGGCACAACAUGCUUGCAAGCCUGGUCGGCUAG